Boeremia exigua is the source of this 3388-nucleotide messenger RNA. Its product is annotated as armadillo-type protein. Gene Ontology annotation, cellular component: cytoplasm; nuclear membrane. Gene Ontology annotation, molecular function: small GTPase binding. The record is from RefSeq and is a predicted model, not a curated record. Gene Ontology annotation, biological process: protein import into nucleus. The transcript is spliced from 6 exons. The coding region runs from base 172 to 3084 and encodes 970 amino acids. Lineage: Eukaryota; Fungi; Ascomycota; Dothideomycetes; Pleosporales; Didymellaceae.
CGAGCAAACACAAACAAACGUCCCCUCCCACCCGGCCGCUUGCUCCCUGCCGCUUGCUCUUGUCUGGACCGCAGCGCCUCCCCGGUUCAUGAGGCAGCGCACUUAAUACCCCGCCGCCGUCUCCCCACCACGCUCCUUACUUCCCCCCCACCAUCCCGGACUGCCGUCGCCAUGGCCACCAACGGCGCCCAGGUCUACGAGCCGGUGCUGGCCGCGCAUAACCUGAUGCAGUCAGCGUCGAACCGCACACAGAAAGAGCAGGCACACGAGUUUUUGGAAAAGUUUCAGAAGUCGCAAGAGGCAUGGACAACAACGCUGGCCAUGCUGGAGUCGAGUUCGGUGGACGCGGCCGCGAAGCUGUUCGCCGCCACCACCCUGAAGGGCAAGAUCGUAUACGACCUCCACCAAAUACCCCGCGAGCAGCUGCCGCAGCUGCGCGCCUCGAUUAUGAAGAGCCUGACCGUCUUCCACGCCGGGCCCAAGCCCAUCAGGCUGACGCUGUGCGUCUGUCUGGCCAACUUGGCCAUCCAGAUGACCGAGUGGAAAGACGUGCUCACCGACAUUGUCAGUGCGCUGGGGUCCGACCCAGCCACGCUGCCCUGCGUCUUGGAUUUUCUCCGCGUUCUGCCAGAAGAAGUCACGCAUGGACGUAAGAUCGCGCUCACAGAACACGAAUUGACAAUGAGGACCGCCGAGUUGAUCGAGGACAACGCCGAGCAGGCCCUAAAGCUCCUCGUCGCCUACGCCACAUCAUCACCGGCUGCUGCCCGGAAUCCCCAGCUGCUGAAUUGCAUCACGUCGUGGAUGCGCGAGAUCCCCCUCGACUCUAUCCUGAGCUCGCCCCUCCUGCCCAUCAUUGUCGACGACUUGAACGCAGACGACGAUGCGUUCGACGCUGCUGUUGAGUGUCUCAGUGCUCUCAUUGGCGAGACGCGAGAUGUGGACGAGGCGAUGCAAUCCAUCCUGGUCUUGUACCCGCAGGUAAUUGCCCUGCGACCUAAGCUUGCGCAGGCUGCACAGGAGGAGGACACCGAGAAGUUCAAGGGCAUCGCCAGGAUAUUCGCAGAGGCCGGAGAGUCGUGGGUCUUGUUGAUCGCACGGCUGCCAACUGAUUUCCGCGCCCUGGUAGAGGCCGUGCUGGAGACCGCGGCACUCGACAAAGAGCGAGACGCCAUCGCCCACACCUUCAAGUUCUGGUACGACCUGAAGCAGUACCUGACCAUCGACAAGUACACACCAGCUCGCAUGCAGAGCAUCGACAUCUACUCGAAGCUCAUCGACAUCAUGAUCGGCCACCUGGAGUACCCACGGCCGGAAGGUGGCGACGAGAAGGAUCUUUUCGAGGGCGACCGCGAGCAGGAAGAGAAGUUCAGAGAAUUCCGCCACCAGAUGGGCGACGUUCUCAAGGACUGUUGCGAAGUAAUGGGUGUGACGGAGUGCCUGCAGAAGCCAUACGAUCUGAUCCAGCAGUGGGUGCAGACAUAUGGGCCGCAGGCUGGACCGAACAGUGUGCCAGAGUGGCAGAAGCUCGAGGCACCGUUGUUCGCCGUCAGGGCGAUGGGUCGCAUGGUACCUCCGGACGAAGAUGUGAUGCUGCCCCGCCUCAUCCCGCUCAUCGUCUCGAUACCCGACCACAACAAACUCCGCUUCCAGGCUGUCAUGGCCCUCGGUCGCUACACAGAAUGGACAGCCCGACACCCGGACACCCUGCAACCUCAACUGGAUUACAUCAUGGCCGCUUUCGAACACUCGACGAAGGAUGUCAUCCGCGCCGCUGCACUCUCGUUCAAAUUCUUCUGCAACGACUGCGCCAGCUUGCUUGUCAACUUCAUCGUUCCCCUGCAGCAGUUCUACCAAAAGCACCUCGAUCAGCUCCCGGUAAGCAGCCAGGAGGAGAUCACAGAGGGCGUUGCUUCGGUCGUCGCCAGAGUUCCUAUCGAUCAGGUCUACCCAACUCUCAAACUCUACGUCGACCCUGUCAUGCAGAACUUGGCGGCGAUCGCGAACCAGGCCAAGGACGAGCCAGCACAGAAGCUUCUUGCUGACAAGAUCAACCUCGUCACGAUUUUCAUCGAGUUUGUGCAGCCCGAGGUGCCAGUCGGGCAGGACAACCCAGCCGUCAAGUACUGCCAGGAGCUCUUCCCCCUGCUCGGAAAUCUCAUCACACAUUUCAACCAGAGCGUGCCGAUUCUCGAACGCGUCUGCCGUUGCUGGCGAUACAUGGUGUUGUCGUACCGAACGGCCAUGCGACCACUGCUGCCCGAGCUUGCAACACGACUGACACAGGGCUUCGACGCAUCAAGACAGGGCUGCUUCCUGUGGGCUACAGCUGCCAUCGUGCGGGAGUUUUCACAGGGUGUAGAGCAAGUGGAUCCCGGGCUGGCCAACGACGUCUACCAGUUUUACGAGCAGCAAGCGAGGACUUUCUUGAAGAUGCUGAGCGAUGUCGUCCGACCAGACGAGCUUCCUGACUUGAUCGAGGACUACUUCCGGCUCGCCUCCGACAUGGCGCUGUACUUCCCCUCCGAAUCGAUCAUGUCGCCGCUCAUGGAGACCAUCGUGCUGGCAGCUUGCAACGCGCUUGCUCUGCUCAAGGAGGAGCCGAUCAUUGCAACACUCCACUUCCUCCGCGACCUGCUCGGCUAUGGUCGCAAUGCCUCGCCGUCGUCUAGCUUCGACCACACACGACACGAAGUCCCCAAGCAGCUGCAGGACCGGGUUAAGCAGCUGGUCCUGACUGCCGGGGAGGUCAUGGUUCAGCGUAUUAUGACCGGGAUGAUGUACAGCUUCCCCGAAGGCUGCUUUGCAGACUCCUCAGGUGUGCUCCUCGAUCUCUUCGAGCUCAACCCCGAGCAGGUCGCCUCGUGGGUCGCCAACACAGUCGCCAUGCUCCCACAGGGCAGCAUCACACCCCAGGAAAGCGAGCGCUUCCUGAACAACAUCCGCCAACGCAUCCAGACUGGCGAUGUCAGGAUGAUCCGGACCAUCCUCCAGGACUUCACGACCAGCUACCGCCGCCGCAACGUGGCGCCGCGAGAGGGUCUGGGCCGGCUGGAGGCCUCGCGCUUCCGAUUCACUGGUUAGAUGCCGGACUCCCCGACGCGACUCUUCGGCUACGCAGGAGGAUGGAAGGAUAGACAUGAUUGUGGCAGCGUGUACAUCACGGCGGGUUUCGUUUGACUGUACCAACGGCAUUGGGGCAUUAGCAUGACGGAGCAGGGCAGGAUACCUCUGGGAUUUUCGCACGACUAUACAUAUUCGACACAUGGACUAGAUACUGCUUUGUCAAUAUUCACAUCACGUAUCUCACCACAUAUCAUCGUCGUUCUUGUCGUCUUUCGCGGUCGUCGUGUGGCAAAAGUACGAACUCGUAGUGCACGUGGUCCCG